AUGAGCUUGGAUUCGGUAGCUACAAACUCACAUGGAAACCUUGAUGAGGAAAUUAGUCAGCUUAUGCAAUGCAAGCCCUUAUCAGAGCAAGAGUGUCUUUGUCUGAAGCGGCAAAUUACUCUUGAGGAUAUUGUUUUCAAUGAAAAUGUUUUUAUGAUUCAGGUAAGGGCGUUAUGCGAGAAAGCUAAGGAGAUAUUGAUGGAUGAAAGCAAUGUUCAGCCUGUUAAAAGCCCUGUUACAAUCUGUGGUGAUAUCCAUGGUCAAUUUCAUGAUCUAGCUGAGCUUUUUCGCAUUGGCGGGAAGCUCCUGGUUGCCUUGAAAGUGCGUUAUCCUCAACGGAUUACUAUUCUAAGGGGAAAUCACGAAAGUCGUCAGAUUACUCAAGUUUAUGGGUUCUAUGAUGAGUGCCUACGGAAGUAUGGCAAUGCUAACGUUUGGAAGAUCUUUACGGACCUGUUUGAUUAUUUUCCACUGACAGCAUUGGUUGAGUCGGAAAUAUUUUGCCUCCAUGGUGGAUUAUCUCCCUCCAUUGAGACCCUUGAUCACAUUCGUAAUUUUGAUCGUGUUCAAGAAGUUCCCCACGAGGGUCCCAUGUGUGAUCUUUUGUGGUCUGACCCUGAUGAUCGCUGUGGUUGGGGCAUCUCACCUAGAGGUGCUGGAUAUACCUUUGGUCAAGACAUUUCUGAGCAAUUUAACCAUACAAAUAACUUAAAGCUGAUUGCUAGAGCUCACCAGCUGGUCAUGGAAGGAUAUAACUGGGGUCAUGAACAAAAGGUGGUUACUAUCUUUAGUGCACCCAACUAUUGCUACCGCUGUGGAAACAUGGCUUCUAUUUUGGAAGUUGAUGACUGCAAGGGCCACACAUUCAUUCAGUUUGAGCCAGCUCCAAGGAGGGGCGAGCCAGAUGUAACCCGGAGAACACCAGAUUAUUUCCUAUGA
Messenger RNA from Dovyalis caffra, 939 nucleotides. The record is from the annotation of a GenBank genome assembly. Lineage: Eukaryota; Viridiplantae; Streptophyta; Magnoliopsida; Malpighiales; Salicaceae.